This is a messenger RNA of Closterium sp. Naga37s-1, 1392 nucleotides long. NCBI's taxonomy places the organism in Eukaryota, Viridiplantae, Streptophyta, Zygnematophyceae, Desmidiales, Closteriaceae. The record is from the annotation of a GenBank genome assembly.
AUGCACCACCACGCAUGCAGCAUGCAGCAGCGCGCCUCGCACCAUGUGUUGAGCGUGGUUGAGCAGGAAGGAGCCCUGUGCGUGCGAGUCCACCCACACGCCCCACCCCUCACCUGCACCUCCCACUCACCUUCACCUCCCACUCACCUGCACCUCCCACUCACCUGCACCUCCCACUCACCUGCACCUCCCACUCACCUGCACCUCCCACUCAGCGGGGAGAGGGCAGCAACAGCGACCUCGUCCACGUGGAAGGCUGAGAGCGGGCGGCCCAGCAGCACAGGCGGCAUCAGGGCCGGCACCUCGCACCUCUGCGUGGGUAGCACUGCUGUUGCCCCCCCUUGCUGCCCCUCCUCCCACGCGCCGCCGUCGCUGCCUGCUGCUGCUGCUGCUGCUGCUGUUGCCAUCCUCUGCUGUGUCGCCUGCCCCGUCCUCCUCGCCCCUCGCCUCAUCCUCAUCCUCAUCCUCAUCCUCAUCCUCAUCCUCAUCCUCAUCCUCAUCCUCAUCCUCAUCCUCAUCCUCAUCCUCAUCCUCAUCCUCAUCCUCAUCCUCAUCCUCAUCCUCAUCCUCGUCCUCGUCUCUCCGUCAAUGCUUUCCUUCCUCCCCUCCCCGCUCCUCCCCCUCCAUCCCUGCCGCUUCUUCCCCUCUCGCGUCCGCCUUAAACAACAUCGUUCCCCACUUCCCCCUGCCUCUCCCCUGCCCGCCCCGCCUAUCGUUCCCUCCCGCCCUCUGCCCCUCUCUCCUCCGCGCCCCCCCUCCCCGCGCCCAGCUCCGCGUCUCGUCCAGCGCGCGCUGCACCACCUUCGCCUCGCGCCCGCCGCCUUUCAAGUCCACCAGCGCGCGCUCCUCCAUCUCCCCCUCCUCCUCCCACGCUCCCCCUCCUCCUCCGUCUCCCCCCCGAACUCCCCCAGCAGGUUCCCCCCGCCCUGCGCCUUCGCCUCCAGCAGGUCCUUCAGCUUCACGCCCUGCGCCUGCGCCAUGCCUGCCUUCGCCACCAUGCGCCGCACGAUAUCUCCCCCCGCCAACGCCGCCCCUCCGCCGCGCGCGCCCUCGGCGUGCGCCAGCGCGCCGUCCCCCGGCAGCAGGUCGCGGUCGCCGGGGCCCUCCAGGGAGAUCACGCUGCGCCUCUUCCGCCGAGCCAUGUCUUUAGGUUUGGGCCGCUCCACCACGAGGCCCCGAACCUGCAGCCUCCCCGCGCUCGCCGCGGCUAGGUCUGCAUCGCGGGGGGGCUGGCGGCGGGGCGUGCAACCAGUGGUAGCAGAGCCAGAGUGUGACUAUAGCGAAGGCGCACGCCUGGGUUACGUGCGCCGCGCGGAUUCCGGACCCCGACUUGUGCGCGCCGCCGUGCCAGCGGGAUCGCAGCGAGGCGCGCGCGGAGUGGUGGUGCGAUGA